Molecule: messenger RNA, 1805 nt
Organism: Trichogramma pretiosum
Lineage: Eukaryota; Metazoa; Arthropoda; Insecta; Hymenoptera; Trichogrammatidae
Product: venom carboxylesterase-6-like
Exons: 7
Coding region: 3-1733 (576 amino acids)
Source: RefSeq, a predicted model, not a curated record
ACAUGAUAGUUGUCAAGUGGAUUUCAUUUUGUCUCUUGCCAAAAAUGAAACGUGAGGUAAUCAUACUAACAUUUAUGUUUGUGAUCAUCGAUUCUCAAAAAAAUGAACCUACAGUACAAACUUCUUCUGGAUGGAUAAGAGGAUACUACAAAAAAUCAUAUCAAGGUAGACUCUAUGAAGCUUAUGAAGGAAUUCCUUAUGCUCAUCCACCAGUAGGAAAAUUAAGAUUUCAGGCACCAAAAAAAAUUUCACCAUGGACAGAAGAACUGAUAGCAACAAAGACUCGUAAAGAAUGUAUUCAAUAUAGUCAUAUACCAGAAAAUAAAAAUGAAAGGGUUGUGGGGGAUGAAGAUUGUUUGUAUUUGAAUAUUUAUGUACCAACUCAAGAGAGAAAUAUUUCAUCACUGCCAGUUAUAUUUUGGAUUCAUGGGGGUUGUUUCCAAUAUGGCGCAGGUUCAAUUUUUGGAGCAAAAUAUUUAAUAGAUUACAAUGUUAUUUUGAUAACAGUCAAUUACCGCUUAGGAGCUUUUGGAUUUUUAAGUACUGAAAAUGGCAUUGUUUCUGGCAACAUGGGACUGAAAGAUCAAAGUUUAGCUUUGCAAUGGACUUAUGAUAACAUUGGAAAUUUUGGAGGAAAUAAUACAAAAAUUACUCUUGCUGGACUGAGUGCUGGAGGUGCCAGUGUUCAUUAUCAUUAUUUAUCUCCUAUGAGUGCUGGCCUAUUUCAAAAUGGAAUAUCAUUUAGUGGAACAGCAUUGCUUUGUUGGGUCCAAACAGAAAAACCAUUGCAGAAAGCAAAAAAAUUAGGAGCUUUGAUGGGCUGUCAAACUAAUAAUACUGAAGAAAUGAUAGAAUGCCUUAGGCAUUGUCCAUCAAAAUCAAUUGCUCAAGCUACAUCCCAUUUCAUGCCUUGGUUAUACAAUCCUGUUACACCAUUUGGUCCAGUUGUGGAAAAAACUGAGGAUAAUUUUUUUAUAAAUAAGAGCCCAGCAGAUUUAAUUGCAAGUGGGCAAAUUCAAGAUGUUCCAUGGAUUACUGGGGUUGUAAGUGAAGAAGGAUUGUAUCCUGCAGCUGAUUUUGUUGCUGAUGAAUUUCUAUUAAAGAACUUGGACGAUAAUUGGGAGAAAAUUGCACCAUUCUUGUUAGAUUAUAAUUUUACCAUUUCUCCAGAAAAUCAUAGUAGAGUGGCAAAAAAAAUAAAACAACAUUAUUUAGGAUCUGAACCUAUUGAUAAAAAAACAGUCAAGUCAUUGAUUCAAUUAGUGGGUGAUAGAUUAUUUGUCAUUGAUGCUGAAAAAGCUGCUAGAAUGCAAGCAAAAUCUAAUAAAAGUCCAGUAUGGUUUUAUUACUAUCGUUAUAGAGCAGCACAAAGUUUGAGUGACACUAUGAGUGGAACAACUAGAAAUUUUGGUGUCUCUCAUGGCGAUGAUGCUUACUUAGUAAUCGAACAAUCAUAUAUUGAUCCUACAAUCAAACCAAGUGACAGAGAGAUGCAAAAAGAUUUGAUUAACCUAUGGCUUUCAGUUACUAAAAAUGGGAUUCCAGAUGUAGGGGUUGAUUGGCCCCAAGUUGAUCAAACCAAUAAAGCAUUUAAUUAUUUACAAAUAUCUGGACCAGGGCAGUUUGAAAUUGUAAAUAAUAGUAACUUGGGAGAAAAAAUAUUUUGGAAUUCAAUAAAUUUUAAUGAAAACAAAAUUGGAAUUAAAUCGCAAUACGUUAAAGAAGAACUCUAAAAUCUAUUUUCUUUUAUAAUAAAAUGAAUAAUUAUUUAAAAGCGUUGAACAGGGUUGAAAUAGAAUUAUCAA